CGCUGGGGAGCCGGGCCGGCCGCCGGCGAGCUCAAUGACACCCAGAAAGAAGUUACAGGGUCUUGUAGCUGCUACAGUCACUCCAAUGACUCCUGAUGGACAAAUUAACCUUUCGGUUAUUCAUCAAUAUGUGGAUUACCUGGUAAGCAAGCAGAACGUGAAGAACGUUUUUGUGAAUGGCACAACAGGAGAAGGACUGUCCCUUACCAUCCAGGAGAGGAAGCAGUUGGCAGAAGAAUGGGUGUGCCAAGGAAAAGACAAAUUGGAUCACGUGAUCGUUCACGUGGGAGCACUAAGUCUGCCAGAGUCCCAAGAGCUGGCAAGACACGCAGCAGCCGUAGGUGCUAGUGGUAUUGCUGUAAUAGCCCCCUUCUUCUUCAAACCCACAGACAAAGAUAAGCUGAUUGCUUUCUUACAGAAGGUUGCGUCUGAAGCCCCUGCGGUUCCAUUUUAUUACUACCACAUUCCUCCUCUGACGGGUGUGAAGAUUCGUGUUGAAGAGUUGCUGGAUGGAAUAAAAGAGCAGAUCCCCACCUUCCAGGGCGUGAAGUUCAGCGACACGGACCUCUUGGACCUUGCACAGUGUAUAAACAAGAAUGAGAGAGAACAGUUUGCAUUUCUGUAUGGGGUGGAUGAGCAACUGUUGAGUGCACUGGCAAUAGGGGCAGAUGGAGCAGUUGGAAGUACAUACAACUACUUGGGCCGAAAAACCAAUCUGAUGUUGCAAGCCUUUGCAAAGCCAGACCUUGCGUUAGCACGGAAGUAUCAGUUUCUCACUGGGGAGUUUCUCAACUUUGUCAUCAAACUAGGUUUUGGUGUUGCACAGACUAAAGCUGUAAUGACUUUUGUUUCUGGCAUUCCCAUGGGACCUCCACGGCUUCCGCUUGUUGACGCCUCCGAGGAUUUCAUCGCCAAGGCCAAAGCCAAGCUGGAUAGCAUUGUGUGGCCUGAUGGCGACUGAUUUUCACUUCUGUGUCCAUCUGGAAGUGGAGGCUCCUUUUCUGGGGUUCACUGUCACUUGGCACAUUCCCCACGUGAUGGGCUGAGAUGUCUUUCAGGGAAUUGGCAGUGUGCCUGAGCUCCUUCCUGUUAGGGUUGGCCUUGUUGGCACACAUGUAGUCAGUCGCCUUUUUGCGUAACUUUACUCUGGAGUGCACAUCCCAGGGCUAGCUGGUAUCUUUUAAUAAAAAAUUUAAAGAGCAUAUUUUACCCAGUUGAAGGAUCCUGACUCCUUUUGUCUAGAAAGGAGGAAGAUCUGUCUCUACAGAUCAUGUUUCGUCCUCUCCCUUCGCAUCUCCAGCACUACAGUGUGUUUUUAAACAUCGGUAUGACACCAUCUAGUUGCUCAGAUGGGUGUUUUACCGUUUGUCACAAAGUCAUUGGACACUAUGUAUGUAAAAUCCAGUUUUUGUCUGAUCUCAUUGUCUUUGUGCACCUUCACUUAAUGCAAAAUUUAAAAUAACUUCUGCAACAGAAGGCUUGUGGCUCUCUGAUGUGCAGGUAUUUCUCCAUCUUUUUCCCUGCGACAGAAAUGAAGGCAGAAUUGAGCUGUACGUCUCUAGAUUGCA
This is a messenger RNA of Gavia stellata (red-throated loon), 1568 nucleotides long. It is a transcript of the gene NPL, whose product is annotated as N-acetylneuraminate pyruvate lyase. Bases 35 to 961 code for a protein of 308 amino acids. NCBI's taxonomy places the organism in Eukaryota, Metazoa, Chordata, Aves, Gaviiformes, Gaviidae. The transcript has 12 exons. Gene Ontology annotation, biological process: N-acetylneuraminate catabolic process. Gene Ontology annotation, molecular function: 4-hydroxy-tetrahydrodipicolinate synthase activity; N-acetylneuraminate lyase activity. The record is from RefSeq and is a predicted model, not a curated record.